This is a messenger RNA of Apodemus sylvaticus (European woodmouse), 3963 nucleotides long. It is a transcript of the gene Champ1, whose product is annotated as chromosome alignment maintaining phosphoprotein 1. The record is from RefSeq and is a predicted model, not a curated record. Gene Ontology annotation, biological process: attachment of mitotic spindle microtubules to kinetochore; sister chromatid biorientation; protein localization to kinetochore. The transcript has 2 exons. NCBI's taxonomy places the organism in Eukaryota, Metazoa, Chordata, Mammalia, Rodentia, Muridae. Gene Ontology annotation, cellular component: spindle; nucleoplasm. Bases 202 to 2583 code for a protein of 793 amino acids.
CGGCACUUCCGGUGCGGGCGCGCGAUACUUCCCGGCUAGUCUUGCGUCCGGCCGCCAUUCCCGAGAUCGUGAAGCCGGCCCAGCGUUUCCUGUGGGCGUUUCCUCCUCUUUACUCCAGGACACCUCGCCGGAGGGUGAGGAGCCGGCGGGCGCCUCGCAGUGUUGAAGUCUUUCAAGCGCAGUCCUGCGGUGUGACAGAAGAUGGAAGUGUGUCAGGAAUUGCGGAAACCAGCAGUAAGCCUGGAGUGUGGGCACUGCAGUUUCAGAGGCACGGAUUAUGAGAAUGUGCAGAUCCACAUGGGCACCAUCCAUCCUGAAUUCUGUGAUGACAUGGAUGCUGGAGGACUGGGCAAGCUCAUCUUCUACCAGAAGACUGCAAAGCUCUUCCACUGCCAUAAGUGCUUCUUCACCAGCAAGCUGUACUCCAACGUGUACCACCACAUCACAGCCAAACACGCCGCCUCAGACAAGUGGACUGACCAGCCAAAAGAGCAGCCGAGCAAAGAGACGGAGUCUACAGAAACCCCUUCCCUUCCUGAACAUCAGAAUACAGUCUUUGACCCAGCAGAAGUGAGGCCCACUCCAACCCUCACCAUAGAAACACAGAAAACUAGCCCUAGUUUGUCUCCAGAGUCACAAGCAUCUGUUCCUCCAAUUCUGGAGCCUCAGAGCUCUGGUCCUGUUAUUUCACCCGAGCCACAAGCCCCUUGUCUUCCUGCUGAGGCCUCAAAAACUGCUUGUGUUUCUUCCCCUGAGUGUCUAGACCCACCCUGUGAGCUUCCUGAGCUGGAGAAACCUGAGCCGGUCUCUUCUCCUGAGUCAGUAAAGUCUGCUCUUGUCAGCUCCAAACCCCCAAAGCACUCUCCCUUUGCAGACACAGGGGCACCCCCUUCAGCCUUGUCUCCAGAGUCACCAGUUCUGGCCACUUCCCCUGAACCCUGGGGACCAUCCCUCACUGCAUCUCCAGAGUCUCGGAAGCCAUCGAGGACUGCCUCACCUGAACCAAGGAAGCCAUCCCCAUCAGAGGCUCCUGAACUCUGGAAGCCAUUCCCUGGCAUCACUUCAGAGCCACGGAGACCAACCCCAGCAGUCUCACCAGGUUCCUGGAAGCCAGGGCCUCCUGGUUCUCCUAGGCCUUGGAAGUCCAGUCCUUCAGCAACAUCAGGACCAUGGAAGUCCUCUAAACCUGUUCCACCUAUGUCUCCUGGACCUUGGAAGCCAAUACCUUCUGUGUCUCCUGGGCCUUGGAAACCUGCUCCAUCUAUGUCUACUGCAUCGUGGAAGUCUUCAGUCUCAUCUGGUUCCUGGAAAACGCCACCCACAUCUCCAGAGUCGUGGAAGUCUGGUCCACCUGAACUCCGAAAGACAGCCCUUCCCUUGUCGCCUGAGCAUUGGAAGGCAGUGCCCCCUGUGUCUCCUGAGCUCCGCAGACCAGGCCCACCACUUUCCCCAGAGAUCCGAAGUCCAGCAGGUUCUCCAGAGCUCAGGAAGCCUUCAGGGUCACCAGACCUUUGGAAGCUUUCUCCUGAGCAGCGGAAAACUUCUCCUGCUUCACUUGAUUUCCCUGAGCCCCAGAAAAGUUCUUGUGGUGGUUCUGAUCUCUGGAAGUCUUCCUUCAUUAUGGAGUCUCAGAAACCGAGCGUCUUCUCUGAGCCGAGGAAACAUGCUGCCUCUGGCUCAUCUGAGUCACCGAAGGCAGCCUCAGACAUAUGGAAACCUGUCCUGUCUGUGGAUGCUGAGCCUAGGAAGUCGCCCACCAAAGCAGUCCUUCCUGCUUCUCCUGAGCCACGGAAACGUGCGCUUUUCCCAGAGUCCCGAAAGCAUGUGCUUUUACCUGAGCUUCCCAAACCCGCUGUGUUCUCAGACACCCAGAAGGCCCCUGAGCUCAGGGAGGAAGUUGAAGCUUCGGACGAUGCAGCAUGUGAUAGUCUGGUUCAGGAAGGGCUUCUGGCCACACCCAAGAAACUGUUAGAAGAUGCUUUAUCUCCUUCAAAGAAGCUCAAGAAGGACAGCCAGGAGAACUCGGAUGCUGAGCUCAGUAGCAGUGAAUACAUCAGAACAGAUUUAGACAGCUUGGACAUGAAGGGCCAGGAGUCAAGCAGUGAUCAGGAACAGGUGGAUGUGGAAUCUAUUGAUUUUAGCAAAGAGAACAAGAUGGAGAUUGGUAGUGCAGAGCAGGCCAAAAAUGUGCUUCAGUUCACCGAGGAGAAGGAGGCCUUCAUCUCUGAGGAGGAGAUCGCAAAGUACAUGAAGCGUGGAAAAGGGAAAUAUUACUGCAAAAUCUGUUGCUGUCGAGCCAUGAAAAAAGGCGCUGUCUUGCACCAUUUGGUUAAUAAGCACAAUGUCCACAGCCCGUACAAGUGCACAAUCUGUGGAAAAGCAUUUCUUUUGGAGUCUCUCCUUAAAAAUCAUGUAGCAGCCCAUGGGCAGAGUUUACUUAAAUGUCCACGCUGUAAUUUUGAAUCAAAUUUCCCAAGAGGCUUUAAGAAGCAUUUAACUCACUGUCAGAGCCGGCAUAAUGAAGAGGUGAAUAAGAAGCUGAUGGAAGCUCUUGAGUCGCCACUGGAGGAGCCGCAGAUUUGACUUUCAGAUGGUGACCCUUGUUCUGCAGUGUUGCUUGCCAAACUCCUAGGUUGUUGAGUAGCCUAACCGGAUCAGUAGUCUGUGUGUAGUGAGUGUAUCCUGUUUGUCUAAAUAGUGUUACAAAGAAGUAGUACUCGGUUAUUUUUUCAUAUGAUCUCUUGUUUAUGUGGCUGGCUAUUUCAUAAGUCAUUAUUUUUCUGUUAUAGGUUCCAGAUGGAUAUAACUCAUUUUCCUUAAGUUUAUUUUAGUCAUAAUACAAGGAGUCGGGGAAAGUAGGCAAGCCAUGUACUAAACAAGCAAGUUUAAGCCUGAUCAGAGCCUUUGUCCUCCCCUCUGUGUGUGUGUGUGUGUGUGUGUGUGUGUGUGUGUAAGUAACUGAUUUCAGAACAUAGAAAUUAUUAGAUGAGGGCUCAGUGGUAGAGCCUCACCUAGCAUGUUUUGCAUACUUAUCAGUUCCAGAGUUUUAUCCCCAGUACCUUUUUAAAAAAAUGGAAUAUAUGAGAAUUGAGCAUGAAAAGUAAAUUUGAGAAAAAUUUUGUUAAAUGUACUUUUGAGCCAUGUCUAAUAUUUUAUUUUUUCAUGUAAAUUUCAUUUGUAAAUCUUUAAUACUUUCUCAAUGUUCAUUAAUGUUUGUUAUAAAGCAGCAGUUCUCAACCUGUGGGUGGAAUGACCCUUUCACAGAAAGCACAGAUAUUUCCAUUAUGAUGAUAGCAGAGUUAGCUACGAAGCAGCAAUGACAAUGGUUUUAUUGUUAGGGGGUCACCCUCACAUGAGGAACUGCAUGGAAGGGUCACAACACUAGGAAGGUUGAGAAUGCUGUUGAAGAGAGUUGGAGUCUUAGUGCCGCUGGUUUUCUGUUGAUAGGACAACUGAGUGGGUUUUUAAAGCAGGUUCGGUAUUUUCUGCAGGCUGAGGAGACCAGGUGGUUAAGGACACCGCUUGCCUGUGGUUCUUUGUGAUGAAGUCUUCCUUGUGGGGCUUGCCCUUCACUUCCCUGCCAGCCCACAUCAACACAUCCUUAAUUGCCAAACGUGUUCGUGUUUGUACCUCCUCCUCUGGGCCUUAGGUACUUUCUGUUGGGCUCAAGACCUGAGUAAUGAGCAGGUGCUGAAGUCUUCCAGAUUCACAGUGGGAAGGAAACCGUGCCGGUGUGGCAGCCGUCGGCGCAGAUUUGGCUGCUUGGGAGCCGAGUUGAAGGUGAUUCACUCAAGCUCAAUAUGGCAGCAGUGAAGUCCUGCCUCAAAAAGCAUUCCUGUUUGGAAAAGUUUGCUUUUGUUUCACAUGAUUUUGCCAUUGUAAAUACCUUGUAUCUCUUGGUAGAUUAUUCUGACAUAUUUUGUUAAAUAUGUAUCAACCAAAUUAAAAAGGCUUUCAUGUUAA